This is a messenger RNA of Tachysurus fulvidraco (yellow catfish), 5691 nucleotides long. It is a transcript of the gene ptprk, whose product is annotated as protein tyrosine phosphatase receptor type K. NCBI's taxonomy places the organism in Eukaryota, Metazoa, Chordata, Actinopteri, Siluriformes, Bagridae. The record is from RefSeq and is a predicted model, not a curated record. Gene Ontology annotation, cellular component: membrane. The transcript has 34 exons. Bases 1 to 4194 code for a protein of 1397 amino acids. Gene Ontology annotation, biological process: protein dephosphorylation. Gene Ontology annotation, molecular function: protein tyrosine phosphatase activity; protein binding.
AUGAAACCCGCAGGUACUUUCACCAACACUCGGCACUUCGUUGGGCUGCGAGCUGAUAAUCAGAUAUCCAUCAGAAUGAAGCGUGCUGAUGUUUUUCUGCUUGAUAUUUUCGCUACUUUGUGCAGCGAGGAUGUGAAACUGGAGGUAAUCUUCGAGGCCGAGGUCACUAACGGAAGACGAGGUUUCAUUGCGAUUGAUGAUGUACAGGUUCUAAGUUAUCCGUGCGAUAAAUCACCGCAUUUCCUGCGUCUUGGUGAUGUGGAGGUAAACGCAGGACAGAACGCCACCUUCCAGUGCAUCGCCACCGUACGGGACGCGGUGAAUAACAAACUGUGGCUCCAGAGGCGUAACGGAGAGGACAUUCCCGUGGCAGAGAAGAAGAACAUAAAUCACAGGAAGUUUGCGGCGUCGUUCCGUCUCAGUGAGGUGACGAGUCAGGAUCAGGAGCUGUACCGCUGCGUCACCCAAUCAGAGCGCGGCUCCGGCGUCAGCAACUUCGCCAGCCUCAUCGUCAGAGAGCCUCCAAGGCCUAUAGCUCCGCCCCAGCUGCUGGGCGUCGGCCCGACGUACCUGCUGAUCCAACUGAACGCUAACUCUAUCUUUGGCGACGGGCCGAUCAUCCUGAAGGAGGUGGAGUAUCGCAUGACGUCGGGAUCAUGGACCGAGACACACGCCGUCAACUCGCCGCAUUACAAACUGUGGCACCUCGACCCCGACACGGAGUACGAGAUCCGCGUCCUGCUGACACGCCCCGGAGAGGGCGGGACUGGAAAACCUGGCCCUGCCCUCAUCACUCGUACCAAAUGUGCAGAGCCCAUGCGUACUCCGAAGUCUCUGAAGAUUGCAGAGACCGGAUCUCGCUCUAUCUCUGUGGACUGGGAGUCUUUGGGCUACAACAUCACACGCUGCCACACCUUUAACGUCACUAUUUGCUUCCACUAUAUCACCCGGGGCAACCGCAGCCUUGGUGAUCGCGUGCAGCAAGGUGACCGAAACCACGGCGACUGCCUGGAGAUGGACCCGAAAGCCCCACGCCAUGUGGUACCUGACCUGCCCCCCAACACCAACAUCAGCCUGAAAAUGAUUCUCACAAACCCAGAAGGGCGCAAAGAAAGUGAAGAGACAGUUGUCCAGACACAGGAGGACGUACCUGGACCUGUUCCCAGUGCCUCUCUAAAAGCCAUUCCGUUUGAGGAUCGAAUCUUACUGCAAUGGAAGGAGCCACUUGAGCCCAAUGGAGUCAUUACACAGUAUGAGAUCAGCUACAGCAGUGUAUCCUCGUUUGACCCAUCUGUGCCGUUGCUCCGCCCCCCUCUGAUGGUGUCAUUGCCAUUUAAUGCGUCCAGUCACGUGUUCUUGCAACUCCACCCAGGAACCACCUACCACUUCACCAUCCGAGCACGUACCAGCAAGGGCUUUGGUCCUGCCACCACCAUCAACAUCACCACCAACAUUUCUGCUCCGAUUCUGGAGGAGUACGAUGGCACUGAGGCCUUCCUCAACGACACGGCGACCACCAUCACUGUGCUGCUCAAACCUGCACAGGCUAAAGGAGCUCCCAUCAGUUCCUACCAGAUCGUGGUGGAGGAGCAGAACUCUCAUCGAUCACGCAGAGAUGCUGGAACCCUCGAGUGUUUUCAGGUUCCUGUGUCCUACCAGACGGCCACCAGCACCGGAUCUCCGUACUACUUUGCAGCGGAGCUUCCUCCUGGCAGUCUGCCAGAACCUUCUCCUUUCACAGUGGGAGACAACAAGACGUACCGGGGCUACUGGAACGCUCCGCUCGCUCCACGCAAGAACUACAACAUCUACUUUCAAGCUGUGAGCAGUGUGGAGAAGGAAACGAAGACGCAGUGCCUGAGAUUGGCAACUAAAGGAGCUACAGAGGAGCCAGAAGUGAUUCCUGAUCCGGCCAAACAGACGGACCGCGUGGUGAUCGCUGGGGUCAGUGCUGCGGUGCUCGUCUUCAUCCUGCUGCUGCUUGUGGCCAUUAUACUGGUGAAGAAAAGGAGGACCUACUAUUCUUACUCAUAUUACCUGAAACUGGCUAAGAAGCGCAAGGACACGGCUGGAAACGCGCGGCAGGAGAUGACGCACAUGGUGAACGCCAUGGACCGGAGCUACGCCGAGCAGAACACGCUGCACACGGAGGAACCCGUGACCGUCACCUUCAUGGACUCACACAGCUUCAACAACCGAUUGCCCAACGACCCACUUGUGCCCACAGCUGUGCUCGUGCCUAUUACUGACGAGAACCAUGCAGCAGCAGAAAACAGCAGGUUGUUGGAUGUUCCUCGAUUCCACUGUGAAGGAGCUGAGUCUCCGUAUCAGACAGGACAACUUCACCCAGCCAUCCGAGUGGCAGAUUUACUGCAGCACAUUAACCUGAUGAAGACGUCUGACAGUUACGGCUUUAAGGAGGAGUACGAGAGUUUCUUUGAGGGUCAGUCGGCUUCAUGGGACGUGGCCAAGAAAGAGCAGAACCGGACCAAAAAUCGCUACGGCAACAUCAUUGCAUAUGAUCAUUCUCGAGUGAUCCUGCAGCCGGUGGAAGACGACCCCUCAUCUGACUACAUCAACGCCAACUACAUAGACGUAAGUGGCGCUGUGUGUCCCUCCUCCUCCUCCUCUUCCUCCUCCUCCCUUGGUGAAGGUGUGAGAAACAGCUCUCCCUCUCUCAUUUGGCUGUACAGGGAUGGCUACCAGAGGCCGAGUCACUACAUCGCGACACAAGGUCCUGUUCACGAGACUGUGUACGAUUUCUGGAGGAUGAUCUGGCAGGAGCAGUCUGCGUGUAUCGUCAUGGUAACCAACCUGGUGGAGGUGGGACGGGUGAAGUGUUAUAAGUACUGGCCCGACGACGCCGAAGUGUACGGAGACUUUAAGGUGACGUUCGUGGAGGUGGAGCCGCUGGCGGAGUACGUAGUGCGCACCUUCACUCUGGAGAGGAGGGGUUUUAAUGAGGUACGUGAGGUGAAGCAGUUCCACUUCACCGGAUGGCCAGAUCAUGGAGUCCCAUAUCACGCUACAGGACUGCUGUCCUUCAUCCGCCGCGUCAAAAUGUCCAACCCUCCGACUGCAGGACCCAUCGUAGUGCACUGCAGUGCGGGGGCGGGCCGUACAGGAUGUUACAUUGUGAUUGACAUCAUGUUGGACAUGGCGGAGCGCGAAGGCGUGGUGGACAUUUACAACUGUGUGAAAGCGCUCCGGUCACGACGCAUCAACAUGGUGCAGACAGAGGAGCAGUACAUCUUCAUCCAUGACGCCAUCUUGGAGGCGUGUCUGUGUGGUGACACUGCAAUCCCAGUGUGUGAGUUUAAAGCUGCAUAUUACGACAUGAUCCGCAUCGACUCACAGAGUAACUCCUCCCACCUUAAAGACGAGUUCCAGACGUUGAACUCAGUGACCCCUCAGCCCCAGCCUGAGGACUGCAGCAUUGCUCUCCUGCCACGGAACCACGAGAAGAACCGUUUCAUGUCCAACCUGCCACCUGACCGCUGUCUGCCCUUCCUCAUCACCAUCGACGGGGAGAGCAGCAACUACAUCAACGCUGCACUCAUGGACACGUCAGGAGUGUAUCAGAGCUACAGGCAGCCAGCAGCUUUCAUCGUCACACAGCACCCUCUGCCCAACACGGUAAAGGAUUUCUGGAGGUUGGUGUAUGAUUACGGCUGCACCUCCAUCGUCAUGCUGAACGAGAUCGACCUGGCGCAGGGCUGUCCUCAGUACUGGCCUGAAGAGGGGAUGCUGCGUUACGGCCCUGUGCAGGUGGAGAGAGUUUCCUGCUCUAUGGACUGUGACGUCAUCAGUCGCCUCUUCAGGAUCUGUAACCUGACCAGACCACAGGAGGGCUACCUUAUGGUCCGUCAUUUCCAGUACCUCGGGUGGGCGGGGCUUAGAGAAGUCCCUGCCUCCAAACGCUCGUUCCUGAAGCUGAUCCUGCAGGUGGACAAAUGGCAGGAGGAGUGUGAGGAGGGGGAGGGGCGCACGGUCGUACACUGCCUGAAUGGCGGUGGUCGCAGUGGUGUUUUCUCAGCGAUCUCCAUCGUGUGUGAGAUGAUUAAGAGGCAGAAUGUCGUGGACGUGUUUCAUGCUGUAAAGAGUCUGAGGAACAGCAAACCCAACAUGGUGGACACACCGGAACAGUACCGCUUCUGUUACGACGUGGCGUUGGAGUACAUCGAAAACUCAUAAUGGAGACGUGAAGAAGGAGCCGUUCGUCUGUCCAUCGCACCUCCUCUCACCCUCAUCAGAAACGUCUCUCCUGCUCGUCUCACGUGGAGAAGAGGAAAGUCUGCGGACAGAAACGUGUUCCGUUCUGUUUAAUAAAAGUGUUUUUGCGAGCUAGCUUAAAAAAAAAAAAAAAAAAAAAAAUGAACCCGUGGUGAAAAUGUUCACGCUUAUUUUUUUAAACGUACUUUUUUUUUUUUUUGUAAACACGAAGGCCGAUCUGUUGCAUGCCGAACAUCUCGUUUCAUUUCUCUCGUUGAUGUCAGUGUUCCUGUGGAUUGUAUAUGAUUCUAUCUGCUGUUACACGUAUACGACUCCCAGCGGCGUGUAAAACGCCACGUCUCCCUGCGGCGUGACGUCGGCUUUGUGUCGUGCACUAACGGCUGGCUUAUGGUUCAUCAUCACCUUCAUCGGUUUUGUUUUUGUAGCAGAAUUCUAAUCGUAAGCCAAAGACGAGUGUAAAUAUGUCUAUAAAGCACAUUGUUUGUAUUUAUUUUGUUUUUUCUUCCUCGAAGGCUCAAAAACAAUCAUCAUCCUCAUCUUCAUCCCCGCCUAUUUACCCUGUAAACGUUUUUGUUGUGAAUUUGUUAUUUUGGUAGUUUCGUAGACGUCUGACGAUAAAUCAGCUGAUCGACUCGGUGUCGUUUAUAUAAACAGUAAUCACACACUGCAUCUCUGCAAGUCUGGAAUUUAUUCCUUUUGAUUUUCAAAUUUUAAUUUUGGAUUUAAUUCUUUAAUUUAAUUAAACUUCAUCUUAAAAUAUUCAGAAAAUUCAAAUGUUUACCGUUAAAAAAAAUAGAUAUUUGCUGCUUGGGCCAAAAAAACCCAUUUUGUUCAUCUUUCUGCUGCUGAUGGAAGUUUAUUAUUAUUAUUAUUAUUAUUAUUAUUAUUAUUAAUAAUAAUAAUAAUAAUAAUAAUAAUAAUAAUAAUAAUAAUAAUAAUAAUAAUAAUAAUAAUAAUAAUUGCAGUCAGGAAAAUGAUUUAUCUUCACAUGUCUCAUGUUAGUUCAUUUUGUAAAAAAAAUAUUGUAAUUUGUUUCUUUACUUUUAAAAUUUUGCAUUUUGUGUGUGUAUGUGUGUGUGUGUGUGUGUGUGUGUGUGUGUGUGUGUGUGUGUGUGUGUGUUUGAUUGUGGACUGAAUCUUUCACUACAGUGAUAUUGUGAGAAUCUCAGAGAGAAAACAAGUUGUUUUAUUUGAAAGACUUUUACGGAGAACUCGGACACUGACAUACGAGCGUUUAGAGCAAAAUAUCCUGUGUUUAACUCCAGCGUGUGUAAAGGAAGGAAAUCACAAGCAGGGGGCGUCGUGUCGGACCGUUACACGGCGAGUGAACACGAAAAGAAAAAAAAAAAUCAUCCCAUCAUCAGUCACCUCCAUCUUUGUUCUGUCUGUAGUUAUUGGCUUAAUGGCUGUAAUGAAACUAGUGAAAAUCCUUUUAAUAAAAAAAAGAUCAUGUGCAAA